Molecule: messenger RNA, 3829 nt
Organism: Perca fluviatilis (European perch)
Lineage: Eukaryota; Metazoa; Chordata; Actinopteri; Perciformes; Percidae
Gene: mettl21e
Product: methyltransferase like 21e
Exons: 5
Coding region: 297-1052 (251 amino acids)
Biological process (GO): peptidyl-lysine methylation
Cellular component (GO): cytosol; cytoplasm
Molecular function (GO): protein-lysine N-methyltransferase activity
Source: RefSeq, a predicted model, not a curated record
CAGCAGUUGGAAUGAGCAGCUGUUGCUGUCCCUCAGUCAUAUUGCAUCAGAGAAGGCUUUUAAGCAUGCCCAGAGAGAGCUAGAAAUGUUGGGUGGAGUAGAGGUGGUUGGGCAAGAAGCUGGGAAAGGGUGCCAGCAAACAGCCUGCUUGAGAUCUGGAUCCAAUGCGAGACUAGUUCCACAGUGACCCAAAUCCAAAGGACUUCAUCAGGGACCACAAAUCAAGAACGGCAGUUGGCUGCUGUAGAUUUUCUGUUUGGGGCGUUCUUGCCCUCCAUGCUUGGACUCCUUCAAACAUGGAGACUCAACAGCAAAGGGUCAUGAAGGAGGACUCCAAGACCAAGGAAGAAGGUGCUGCUGUGGAUGCAGAGCUAGCCAAAGCCAUAAUGGCUCGCUGUUUCCACCCCUCCAUCAUGGGCCCGGAGGCCUGGGAGGGAUACAUCUUUUCUGAUCUGGAAAUCCGUAUCAAAGAGUCCACAGACCUCUAUGGAGCUGUACUCUGGCCCUCGGCGAUGGUGUUGUGUCAUUUCUUAGAGACCAACCGAGACAAACACAACCUGACGGACAAAAAUGUGAUUGAACUGGGUGCUGGAACUGGGCUCGUCUCCAUUGUAUCCAGCCUGUUAGGUUCUAAGGUGACCUCCACUGACCUGCCAGAUGUUUUGGGGAACCUCCAGUACAAUGUCAUGCGCAACACCAGGGACAGAUGCAAGUACAUCCCUGUGGUCACAGAGCUCAUCUGGGGUCCGGAGGUGGAGCAGCGUUUCCCCCGUGCCACACAUUGUUUCGACUACAUCCUGGCAGCUGAUGUGGUGUACUCCCAUCCUUACCUGGAGGAGCUGAUGGACACUUUUGACUACCUGUGCCAGGAAAACACACAGAUCCUGUGGGCCAUGCGUUUUCGUCUGGACCCAGAGAACAGCUUCGUUGACCGCUUUCGGCAACGCUUCCACAUGGAGGAGCUGUACGACCUCCCCAGUCUGAGUAUCAAACUGUACAGAGCCUGGAGGAAGGACAAGAGGACUAAAGACCAGGGACAGGCUGCUGCCUAACACAAUGUAUAUUCAUUGUUUGUGUGUUUUUGUGUGAGUGUUUCUGUGACUGCAGAAUUAGGUCAAAUGUAUAAAUUGUGUUACGGAAUGGGAAUCUUUAAUUUAUUCUGUGUAAUGUUUUCAUGGAUCUCUUGUGCAAAUGUCUAAAUGUCUCUUUUACAUAAAGACUUUAUGAUGUUUGUAGUUUCAUAUGCCAGAAUAUCACAAUCUCAAAUUGUCAUCCAUGUUUUUACACAUUGUUAGUAUAUUAUUUACUGUAUUAACUGGUGUAUUUAUCUACUAGAAACAUUUAAAUAUAAUGCAAUACUAAUUAACACCACAACCUCCAAAAUGACCAAUGAAUUCAAUCUGACACGCUGUCAACAAAAGCUGAACAGUCUUAUUUAUUGCUCAUCUGAUCAUUUUAGUGAUCUCUGAUAAACUGGCAACUCUGUAUGUUUUGAUGCACCUAAGGCUUUUCCAUGUUUAGUAAGUGGGCAUUUUGGAUUUUUCACCCUAAUCAUGACAUCAAUGCUCCAAAUGCUGUUUUCUUUUAGGUCAUAUUGGUCAAGAAGCACCUCUGCAGGAUCAAAAUGAUAUCUUUUUUUGAAGCUGGUUGUCAUUCAACAGCAGCACAGACUUACACUUCAGAUCUUGGCUGACGAUGUUGUUUUGUUCCAGUCAGCUCACAGCUCUGAUGAUGUGGGCGAACAUGGCUCUGGAUUUUUCAAGUGGAUUUCGGAUGAGCUAGUGGAUCUUAUUUAGGAGGUCUGUUGCUGUUUGACUUCACAUGGACAUUAUGAUCAGGUUUUAUUAUCGUUGCCAGUUUUAACAAGGACAGGAGAAGCAUACUAUUUAUUUCAGGAUCUCAACUGUUGAAUGGAUUGCCUGUACUGUUGGAUCAAGUCACUGAUGGUUCUCUUAAGAUGAAUCCUCUGGGGGCCGUGAAUGACUGGAGCGUUAACCUGAUAAUGUUAACAGGCAGCAGCAAGCAAAGCUGAGCAGAGCUUUGAAGUACAACUGAGGCUGGUGAUUGUUUAGCAGGUCAGACAACGUAGAGCUGAACCUGACAAGUGAAGUCUGGGAUGUCCUGAUGCAACUACUGUUUUGAUUCACUUUCACCACUUUCAUAGCGUCAUUUUCAGCUAAAAAGCUCUAAAAGCAAAUUACUGUACACUACCUGCUCAGCACCAAACAGCAGACAGAUCCAGUUAGAGACUUGCUGGUGAACCUAGUGGAGCAUUUAGCAGCUAAAGCUCCAGAUAUUUCCUUAAAGAGUUGGUAGGGACCAAAAACAGAGCUAAAAGGAGAGUGAAUAUUGGACUCACAUUCAUCAGGUGGCCACAAACUCAACUCCAAAUGAAUGAUAAUGUUGCUCUGUAACUGCUGGAUGUGUAAAUAAGCAUCUGUUUGCAUAGCAACUUAAAAGAUGUAAUAUCAGUGUUGUGUUCACAGCUGGUUCCUACUGCCCCCAAGUGGCAGAGAAAUUGGUUAUUACAGGUCUGAUGUUUGACUUGAUGGUUGAUGCUAGAAUGAAUGGUCCAAAAGGACGGGCAAAGGCAUGGCCCGCCUCUGAUGGGUUGAUACAUUGGUUAGGUUUAUGCAUGAGGAGUGAGAUUGGUUAAGGUUAGGGUAAGAAUAUCAGGGUAAGCCAAUCAGAGGCAAUGACAUUUUAUAGUUGGGACAGUAACAUAUAUAAAAGCACAACAAUGUUGUUGUUAAAAUGCAAAACAAUAUAUUGUAUUUAUUAUUUUCAGACUUUAAUGUUCAUCACCACUUCAUGAUGGGGCAUAAAAAAAAUGAAAAUAGUAUGAGGUCUUCCCUUUCCAUCAUACAUAGGCCUACAGUCAUAAUCAAUAUUUAGUAUAGUUUAAUAUAAACAAUCACACUGCCGCUGCACAUUUAAAAAUCAAUGUACAAACAUCUUCCAUUAAUCAAAUACUAUAUAAAUCCAACAAAUGUAAUCAUUAUUUGCAACAUUUAUGUUUACACCUGGAUGAGACUUAUUUGGGUAAUAUUUCACCAGCAAAACACUUUAAAGAGGUCAAAUAAAGAAAGAGAGGUCCUCCAUAUUGGGCUGCUUCAGUAAGAUGAGUCGCACACAAACUUAGCAUGUUUUGGAAACUCACCAGUUAGCUUGAUUAUCUUGGAACGAGUAAGUUCAAGUCACCUGCUAUAAAUAUGACCUAUCUGAUAUCUAAGUCAUGAUUCCAAAUCCUCCAACAUUUUCUGUCCUGCCAUUCCUUGUCUUUUUGCCCGUGUGAUGGAUGUGUGUUUGGCUGCAGGAACACAAGCUGGAUUAAAGAGGAACCAGAGGGACUAUCUAAGCUGGUUGCACUGUGUAUCAUUGUCAAGCCAAACAAAUACUCAACUGUUGAAGACUGCGACCCUAAAGAGGUAUCGGUUAACUUUAGCACUCUUUCAACAGUCUCUUGAUAAAAUACAACCUUUCAUUGAGAGACAGAGCUGAAAUGCUGCCUCGCAUCAAAAAACUUGUUUCUUUUAUUUCAAUAAGGCUGCUCUACAUUAACCCUUGCUGAGGUUAGGGAUGGAUUUCAAGUUUUGGGAUGAUGAGUGGAUUUAGAAUGAUGAUAUCUGAAACUGGGAGGUGAUACUUCAUGGCCAAGGCUGAAUGUAAUGUUAAUACAUGGGUUUUGCAUGCCAGCUUGAUCCUGUUGCCUCCCAUCUCUGGUAAAGCAAUUGAGGUUGUUGCAGGUAAAACAAGCAAGCUGUGUGUGUGUGUGUAUGUGUGUGUGUGUGUGUGUGUGUGUGUGUGUGUGUGUGUGUGUGUGUGUGUG